This is a messenger RNA of Poeciliopsis prolifica (blackstripe livebearer), 5056 nucleotides long. It is a transcript of the gene maoa, whose product is annotated as monoamine oxidase. The coding region runs from base 47 to 1621 and encodes 524 amino acids. The transcript has 15 exons. Gene Ontology annotation, molecular function: oxidoreductase activity. Lineage: Eukaryota; Metazoa; Chordata; Actinopteri; Cyprinodontiformes; Poeciliidae. The record is from RefSeq and is a predicted model, not a curated record.
CGGCGAUCGGACGGUUCGGUUCGGAGCAGAGCGGCGGACGGGAACCAUGACUGCACCCGGCAACAGCUACGACGUGGUGGUGAUCGGAGCGGGGAUUUCAGGUUUGAGCGCUGCAAAGCUGCUGAAAGCAAGUGGGCUGAAUCCUGUAGUGCUGGAGGCCAGGGAUCGGGUCGGCGGCCGCACCUUUACUGUCCGGAACAAGGAGACAAAGUGGGUAGACCUCGGUGGGGCCUACGUCGGACCGACACAGAACCGCAUCCUACGGUUGGCUAAAGAGUACGGCAUUAAGACCUACAAAGUCAACGAGCAGGAAUGCCUGGUGCAUUAUGUCAACGGAAAGUCGUACCCGUUCAAAGGCUCCUUCCCUCCCAUGUGGAACCCCUUCGUCUACAUGGACUUCAACAACCUCUUCAGGACGAUGGACGAGAUGGGCCAGGAGAUUCCCAGAGAGGCGCCGUGGAGAGCUCCCCGUGCCUUAGAGUGGGACAACAUGACCAUGCAGGAGCUGAUCAACAAAAUCUGCUGGACCAGUGCAGUUCGCCGCUUCGCCACCUUGUUUGUCAACGUGAAUGUGACCUCUGAACCCCACGAGGUGUCGGCCCUGUGGUUCCUCUGGUACGUGAAGCAGUGCGGGGGGACGAUGAGGAUCUUCUCCACCACCAACGGGGGGCAGGAGAGGAAGUUUGCGGGCGGCUCCGGUCAGAUCAGCGAAUGCAUGGCCAAGGAGCUGGGCGACAGGGUGAAGCUGCAGUCGCCCGUCUACAGGAUCGACCAGACCGGAGACAUGGUGGUCGUGGAGACGGUGAACAAAGAGACUUACACGGCCAGAUACGUCGUCGUGGCAACGCCGCCCGCCCUCAACCUGAAGAUGCACUUUAACCCCGAGCUGCCGCCCCUCAGGAACCAGCUGAUCUACCGCGUGCCCAUGGGCUGCGUCAUCAAGUGCAUGGUCUACUACAAGGAGAACUUCUGGAGGAAGAAGGGUUACUGCGGCACCAUGGUAAUCGAGGAGGAGGGGGCUCCUAUAGGCCUGACUCUGGAUGACACAAAGCCUGAUGGGACCGUUCCUGCGAUCAUGGGGUUCAUUCUGGCUCGCAAGUGCAGAAAGCUGGCAGACCUGACCAAAGAGGAGAGGCUCAGGAGGAUCUGUGAGAUUUACUCCAGAGUGCUGGGCUCAGAGGAAGCUCUCCACCCGGUGCACUAUGAAGAGAAGAACUGGUGUGAGGAGGAGUACUCCGGCGGCUGCUACACAGCUUACUUUCCUCCUGGAACCCUGACUCAGUUUGGCAGGGUUCUGAGGGAGCCUGUUGGCAGGUUGUACUUCGCCGGCACGGAGACGGCGUCAGAGUGGAGUGGCUACAUGGAGGGUGCGGUGCAGUCUGGGGAGAGGGCUGCCAGAGAGGUCUUGUGUGCGAUGGGUAAAAUCCACCAGAGUCAGAUCCACCAGCCAGAGCCUGAGAGUCAGGACAUUCCUGCCCUGCCGUUCGUCACCAGCUUCUGGGAGAGGAACCUGCCGUCGGUCGGCGGAUUCCUCAAGCUCACGGGCGUCUCCGCCGUCCUGUUGGCCGCUGCCACGGCGGGCCUGGUGGCCCACAAAAAGGGCCUUUUCCCCAGGAGUUAAAAUGCUUACGCCUCGCCUUCUCACCCUUCUGCAACUCAACAGGACACAACUCAAUAGAAACCGCAUUCAUGCACUUCUGGGGGGUUUUUGUAUUUCUUUAUUGGGGGAUUUCGAAACACUAAGCCAUGAAAGGCAGACUCUCCAAAUGACGCAAAAUCAGAUUGACUUUGAUUCAAAGAGUGAGCGGUUGUUUAGUCUUAGAGAGAAGAGCUAACUGUUUAAUUAGCACUUAAUCUGUAUCUUAGGUUAUUAAACAAAUGAAGGAAAAACAAUCUGGAAUCAAAAUAAAUCUUCUCUAAUAAUGUUCCACACAUUCAUCCUUCUCGUGUGUGUGUGAGUGUGUGUGUGUAAGCUCUGUCUGUUUGCAUGUGCACCUGUUUUGGUAAUUCUGCCUUUGUUAGUGUCUGUUUGUUGAAGUGUGUGUAAGCGUUUCUGUGGGUGUGUGUGGUGUGUGUGUGUAUCUGUUGUCUCUAAUUACCUCUGCUGAUUUUAGGUGCUGGUUCAUUCUGACUCUGCUUGUUUAAUGAGAUCCAGUAACACAGAAAGUGAGUAGGGCUGUGCCAUCAUCAGUUCUAAUUUCAUAGAGGACAAUCAAGAUUAAGGAUGUUUUCUUUUUGUUUGUUUUGGGGUUUGUUUUUUUUGUCAGUUUGUGACCUGAAUGUCCCAUUAAAACGUGAAGAAAAGAAAAAUAAAACAGCAGCUCUGUGACGUAGUGUGUCUGUUUGAGCCAUUCUUACUGCUGCUGUGCGUUUUUCAUCUAAUCGGUCUUCAGUAUUUACCGCGUCCAGGUAAUGUUAGCUAAACAGCAGAGUAUUCUCAAGUUCAAUGUUUGAUUUUUGUUUAGUAUGUCAUACAAAUGUGGUUGUAUAUGUAAGAGAAGUUGCUCCGGGGUCCAGAUGCACAAUUUUUGUAUUUUUUUAAAAUCUAAAGUAACUAUUCAUUUAUUGUCUAAACUCACUUACGUCCAUGGCAGUUAGCUGGAGGAGGGGAGUGAGAUUGUUAGGGGUGUGGGGUAUUAAGGGGUGUGUCUCCAGACAUCAUUGAUAAAGAUGUGGAUAAAUUAGAAGGCAAAGUUUUGGAAAUGUGUGAAAAUUCAGAGCCAUUUCUCACUUGAGUUGUAAUUAAUAAACAACAGACUCACCGCAGAGACAGCUAGGAAACAAUUAAUGACUGUUAGCUUUAGCUGCCUGUGGCUAAUUCAUUCAUUAACUGUAGCUAGCUUGAAGUUGUAAGAUGUCCCUCUCUGGAGCAAAUUAAGCUAGUUGGCUGUGGCACGCUAUCUGUAGCUAAUUGUGGAUAAUAAAUGGUAAGGCUAGCUGUGGCUAGCCAGCUGUAGCUAUCUUUGGUUGUUCAUUUUUAAAGCUAACUGUUGAUUUUGGGCUGUAGCUAGCCAAAGAAAACUGACUGUCAAAACUUGUGGCUAUUAAAAAGGUAAAGGUGGCUGUGUCCUGUUGGCUGCAACCAGAUGUAGCUAAUAAAUUAUAAAGUUAGCUCUACGUUAUGAGCGUUCCCUAGCUAAAUAUGUUAUAGUGAUAACUGUGUAUUUAAACAGUUUUGAUUUUCACUAUUAUAUGCUGAGCUCCCUAGGUUAGCAGAGCAUAGCUGUCCAUGAUUAGCUAAAAUCCACAAAUACUUCCAAAAAUGCUUAGGACUGCAUCAUUUAAUCAUGAUGCAGUCCUAAGACAAUUUAUACCAGAUAUAAAUUGUCUUUGUGCUACUGCAGAGGGUUUCAUACAGCCUUCAUUCAUAAUUUGACACAGCCAACCAGCAGCAUGAAGAGUAAAUGCAACUUCUGGAUUGGCUAUUUUGCAAACACCAGGCAACUAGCAUUAUGUUAUUCCAGCCUCCCAAGGUGUGUUUUCUUUUAGCUGGAAUAGUUCAGAUAUGAUCUACAAAAAAAUAGAAAGUACAGCAAAUAGGUGAACAAUGAAUAUGACUGAACUCAGUUAUUAGAGAUGGAAAAGUCACCGUAGUCACCUAAAGUUUGCUGACACUUAGCAUACACCAAAGUAGUAAUUUUAGUGUUAGUUUAAACUAAAAGGUGUAAGAAUGCAGAUCCUUUUUCUCCCGCUUUCAAUUAUACUGUAAUAUAGAACUGAUGUUAUGUGUGAACAUUUUCAGUUUCAAAUCUGCAGUAAAGCUUCAACUUUGUAAGAACUGCAUUAUUCGAAACCUAAGAUGUAUAAAUCUAAAGAUAUUUUAUUGAUUUAAGACUGAGUUAAAAAAUAACAAGAUAAGGAAAGUCACAAUAGAUGACGCCGAUCUAUGGAAGAGAACUUGUGUUGGUGUGUCGGCCAUGUUAAGAGAACUGUACAGUGUAUGUAUUCAGUAAGGAUUGUGUUCUUGUUCCAAAGACUGGUGUUUGUGACGGUAGUUGUGUCUGUCGUGCCUUAAUGGACGUCUUGGUGUUUUGUCAUUUUUCUCAAGUGCCUGUGUAACUCUGACUGUUUCUCUCUCCUACCUUUCCCCACACACCGUUAAAGCUACCAGGUCACUGCCUCAAGGGAUCUUCAGUGACACUUUGACUCAAAAUUUGGUUUUUAAAUGCCCCCUAUGUCACCUGAGUUCUAUCCUCAUAAUAAACUUGACUCAGGUAAAGCCAGGCAUAUGAAGUAGCACUCUGACUGUUGGUGUGAUCUUAACUUGUCUCCAGGGGAACCGAGUCUCUGUGUGCUUUGUAUUGUGAUUGCAGUGCUUCACCAUGUGUCCCCUCUGCCAUGUUGUGGCGUCCUUGUGUCUUCAUGAUCGCCCCCUGUCUCGCGUCCAACCACCAGUAGAGGUUUCCCAAGCUCGGUGUUGAAGAAAGGAUCUGUCACUAGCUGCGUUUCCAUUACUAAUGUGUGAGAAACUUUGUUGCUAUACAGCUGAUGUCGGCAAAAGCCCAAUUUCAGAAUUGGGGUGUUUCUGUAAAAUAAAAAAAAAACUCAAUUGAAAUCACAUGUGAAUAGGUUCGUCCACUUGAUAAGUCAUCAAAGGUGACAAUGCCAUGAUAGUCCAACCAUUGCAGUUUUGCGAAAUAAACCAAUUUUGAUGCAACGGGAAAAAGUCCACUUCAAGUUAUCACCAAAAUGUCUUAACGAAAAACGAAUUUGCCAUGUUUCCAAAAACAGUAUAUGGGCAAUGGAAAUGCAGUUAGUGACGUUGCUCACAUUUGAACCCACCUUGUUUACAGUUGGCUGAUGUUAGAGAACAAACGCCAGCACACUCUAUCUGUCAUUUGGGAACUACAGCACAGACACCAAACCAUCAGCAAACAUAACCUACAUGGUCAAGUCCUUGUUGAUUUCUUUCUUUUUUACCGAUUGUUUUUCUUCUUCACCUGAUGUGCACACGAACCUCCCCAAACUAAUCCUGUAACGCAUUCUUUGAUGUCUUUGAUUCCUCAAAGCAAGCUGGUGAUAUUCAAAAUGUGAAAUAAAUCCUAACUUCAUCUGA